Darwinula stevensoni is the source of this 2750-nucleotide messenger RNA. NCBI's taxonomy places the organism in Eukaryota, Metazoa, Arthropoda, Ostracoda, Podocopida, Darwinulidae. The record is from the annotation of a GenBank genome assembly.
AGGAAGAGGAGGAUGACCAAAUGGGGAUUCCCCGUCGGUCAGGAUUAGCCUUGAAGGUGAAAGAUGUCGAAAUCCACAUCUUGUCUCUCCCAUUCUCUCUUGCAGGUUUCAAAGACACCUGACGGUGACGAAGAGAGAGGGAACUUGAGUAUGUGCCAGUGACUGACCUUUCUGGUCCACGCUCUCCAGCAAGACACCAGUUCCAGAAAAGAGGAAAAAGAGGCCUUUAUUUGACAGAAGGAGACAGAGAUGGCGGCAGUGACAGGCCCGAAUUCCGAGGGCUCGGAAAUCGCAGAGUUUUAUGAUUCUCGUUGUGUUUUGAUAACGGGAGCGACGGGAUUCAUGGGAAAAGUGCUGGUGGAGAAACUGCUUCGAAGUUGCCCUGGGAUUCAAACCAUAUUCCUCCUAAUGAGAGCUAAAUCCGGCGCAGAUGUUCGCACCCGCCUUCACGAUCUCGUCAGUGCCAAGUUAUUUGACCGUAUUCGAGGGGAGUAUCCUGGGAUCUUGAGCAAGUUGGUGCCAGUGAACGGAGACAUCACCCAGCCAGGCCUUGGGCUUUCUCCCGAAGACGAACAGAUGCUGAUCGACAGAGUCUCUGUCGUCUUCCAUGCAGCUGCUACGGUGAAGUUCGACGAGGCCCUCAAGAUGUCUGUGAACAUGAAUGUCCAUGGUACUAAACGUCUCGUCUCCCUCUGCCACAAAAUGAACAAACUCGCCUGUUUGGUGCACGUGUCGACGGCGUACUGCAAUUGCGAUCGAGAGGAAGUAUUAGAAACGGUGUAUCCUCCUCCCAUGGAGCCAAAUCACCUCAUUCCUGCCAUGGAGUGGAUGGACGAAGCCCUCAUUCGAGACAUCACCCCCAGGUUGGUUGGGAAUCGGCCCAAUACGUACACCUAUACAAAGGCAUUGGCAGAGCACUCUCUGAUCACGGAAUGCGGGAACCUUCCCACGGCUAUCGUGAGACCUUCUAUAGUGACGGCAGCGUGGAGGGAACCUGUGCCAGGAUGGGUGGACAACCUGAACGGUCCGACUGGGUUGCUGGUUGGAGCAGGGAAAGGCGUUCUCAGAACCAUUCUGUGCUACCGAGAAAAAAGGGCCGACCUCGUCCCUGUUGACAUCCCCAUCAACCUCAUGAUUGCUGUCGCCUGGUAUACCGCCACACGAAGACCCGGGAAGGUGUUGGUCUUCAAUUGCACUUCGGGAGAAUUCAAUCCCAUCCGAUGGGGAGACAUUGAGACUUGGGGUCAUACUAUCAUUCACAAGUACCCAUUCAACGAUGUUCUCUGGUAUCCCAGUGGGGCCUUCAAGACCUCUAAGACUCUCAACAAUAUCUAUGGCUAUUUCCUUCACUACCUCCCGGCUUAUGUCCUUGAUGGCAUCGCACUCGUCUCCGGAAAGAAACCCGUGAUGCUUCGGAUCCAGAGGAAGAUGACGCGAGCUAUGGACGCCCUGGAGUAUUUCACGACUCGAGAAUGGCUCUUCAAGUCUGAGAAUGUCCCGAUGCUCCUGCAGCAAUUGAACCCAGUAGACCGGGACAGGUUCAACUUCGACAUUCGAGGACUGAACUGGUAUUUGUACCUUCAGAGUUACAUCCUUGGGACUCGGCAAUUCGUGCUCAAGGAAGACCUUUCCUCCCUCCCGCGAGCUCGGAGGCACCUCAGGAAGUUGUAUUGGCUGAGGAUAUUGGUGCAUACCGUGUUGGUGAUGGUGGUUCUUCGAUUCCUGCUCAUGCGGUCCGACACCGUCCGUCAUAUGAUCCUCAAAAGCAUUCAUUCUCAACCACAAGCAGAUCCUAAAACCACUCCUAUCGUUACCCUCUUCGACUACUAACUUUUGGGCCAAAGUCCUGUCCAUGGAAUCGGACCAUUUCAGCCACUGGGCAACAGGAGGUGAAAAAGGUGAAGACACAACAGUGGACUGAUCCAGGGAUUCUCUUAUCUGCCCGAUCAUCAGUCGCUUUCCCGUUCUCGUCUUGCCAAAUCCGUGUCUGUGAAAUCCUGUGCUACUGUGAAGUCUUCACGUCACUGUUGUGACAUCGUUGGGAAUCAGCCAGUCCAAAUGGCAUAUUUAAACUCUGCAGUCUCCGAUUGUGUUUACAUUGGGUCAUGUGCAAGAAUACAGGGUGGACGAUGUUUGCCGCACGGUUUGUCUGGUUUGCACAAAAGUUGCGUCUAUCAGGGUUCCCCUUCCGUCCCGCGUUGAGAAAGCUAUUGUUCCACGCUCUUUAAUAUAUCCUUGUUCCACAGCAGUAUGAAAUAGUCAAUAUUUUUGUGGGAAAAAGUGUGAUGAAGCCGUCCCCCAUCAGGUUGGACCUGAGGGAAAAUCGAUCACCCGAACUGUUGGAAACGUUCUAGUCUGUUGCUGGAGUGGAAAUGUUACUUACUCUUGCAACAACUUUAUAUGUUUCCAUGCCUUGAUGUAGCUCAUAGCGUCCCUUAUGUACCUGCCAAAGGAAGUAGACAGCUGACAGACCUGUUCUUUAUAGGCUUUUUUCUUUUGACUAUAUAGAUAAAUUCUUUGCAACUUUGUAUCAUUUCUUUAUUUUUCACUCCCUUUUGGAUGACUGCGUCAGGUUGUCCACGUUUGAGAAAUUGUUGUGUAUAUUGUGACAUAGUGAUUUUUUCUAUUCAUGCAGAUGUUACUUGAACAAAUGACAAGACGUUUGGGUUCCUUCAUGUCCCUAUGUCACAUAUUUUAUUUGUUACCCUUGGGAAUGUGAAAGUUGAACGAAAUGAAGAGUGGGAGUCACA